UGGCUGGAGAAAGAGGAAAAUAAUGUAACAUGUUUCGCAGUGGGGACAUCAAAUCAGAGAUCGGCUUAAAUUAACACUGUGUGCAAAAUUUUGUUCAGUGUGCCUUUAGCAUGUUAGUGUCAGCUGUUAAAAGUGCUACACUGGUUUGGAUGACAUUUCCGUAAUCGAAUGAAAUAAAUUUUAAAACAGGGACAACCUCUUUUUUUAUUGUUCUAAAUUGAUUUUUGAAUUCACAAGAAAUUCGGAAAAUUGUGAAACAAUGUCGGACCGUAAAUGGGUAACUGAACCUGAUGAAUACAUUUGCACACUCUCUGAGGAACUGCAAACCAUAGCAAAGGAGGAGCUGCGUGAAGACAAGCAUAGCCGUCAAACCGCGUUGGCCUCCAUGCGAGAAUGGAUCAUGCAGAAUCCUCGGAUAAAAAACUGCAGAUUAGAUGCGCGCUUUUUGUUACGUUUUCUACGAUUUAAAAAAUUCAGCGUUACUCUGGCACAAGAAGCUCUGGAACGGUAUGUGCUGUUACGACAAACUUUUGGAGUUGCGUUUAAUUGUUUAGACAUUACCAUACCCAUGAUGGAAGAUCUUACCAAUCGAGGAUACCUGUUUGCGUGUCCUAAAAGGGACAGCAAGGGCAGAAGAGUUAUCAUAGCUCGGCCAGGUGUGUUUGACCUUGAACAAUUUACGCAAGGAGAUAUGUGUAGAAUACAUGGGAUAGUUUACGAAACGCUAAUGGAAGAUGAAGAGAAUCAAAUUAGAGGUUUCGUACACUUUGCUGAUGGACAAGGAGUUGGAUUUUCUUACCUUACUUUAUUUACCAUUAAAGAAGCAGUCCGUAUUGUAAAAAAUGGGGAGAAAACACUGCCCAUGAGACACAAAGAAGUCCAUUGUAUCAAUGCCCACCCUUCCAUGAAAUUUGCUCUCGACUUUGGCAUGUCUUUAAUUAGCGAAAAAAUAAAAAAACGCGUUAGACUUUACACAAAUCUUGAAGAAGCUCUUCAGGCCGGAUACUUAGAACGAGACGUUUUACCCAAAGAAUAUGGAGGUGCAAUGCCAAUGGCUGAAAUGAUAGAACUUUGGAAAAAAGAACUUGAAAAAUCGCACCCAAUUUUGAUGUGUCAUGACCUUAUGGAAGUAGAAGAGAGCUUAUUUAGUGCCAAGGCAAAAGAAGGGGCCGUUUCUGCACUAAAAAGGGGCGGAAUCAAUUGUGGAUCUGAAGGGGAUUCCCUUUGUGGGAUCACAGGAAAUUUCCGAAAAUUGGAAGUAGAUUAAAAGCUUAUUCACUUUAUUUUUUGUGGUUAUUUUAAGGCUAAAAUUAUAUUUUAUUGAAUAAAAACAUGAAAACACAA
Messenger RNA from Tribolium madens (black flour beetle), 1344 nucleotides. RefSeq names its product alpha-tocopherol transfer protein-like. The transcript has 6 exons. NCBI's taxonomy places the organism in Eukaryota, Metazoa, Arthropoda, Insecta, Coleoptera, Tenebrionidae. Gene Ontology annotation, cellular component: membrane. The record is from RefSeq and is a predicted model, not a curated record. The coding region runs from base 260 to 1267 and encodes 335 amino acids. Gene Ontology annotation, molecular function: phosphatidylinositol bisphosphate binding.